Molecule: messenger RNA, 1113 nt
Organism: Formica exsecta
Lineage: Eukaryota; Metazoa; Arthropoda; Insecta; Hymenoptera; Formicidae
Exons: 4
Coding region: 1-1113 (370 amino acids)
Source: RefSeq, a predicted model, not a curated record
AUGCAGCAAGCCAGCGUGGGUGACUGCGACGACGAGGACUCCGGCGCGACGAGUCCUCCAGAGAGAUCGCCGGCCAGUUUCGCGAUCAAGAGCGAGCCCGUCGUCGACAGGAACGACGGCGUGAGGAUUAAGAUCGAGAUGCCCGAGCCUACGGAGGCCGGCGUCGAGGUGAAAGGCGAGCCCCGAGAGGAUUAUCAGCGGCACCCGAACAACGAUAGUUAUCGCUACAACGACAAGAAGCCGGGAUACGUCCCGGACGUUCUCGGACAGUGCCAGCCGCCGCCGGGAUAUCGUCCCGUAGGACUGCCAAACUCUUUCGGUUUUCCUCCCUUCUACGGGCAUCAUCAUCCAGGAUCCAUGAUGCCGGCGGCCUCGUCGUCGUUCCCGACCGGACGUCCUUCCCCGGACGGGCCGAUCGGUAAAAUCGCCGACGGUCACGAGCAGACCGUGUCGCGCGUCGAACGGCACGCCGCCUACGGCAGGAUGCCGCCGAUACCUAACGACGGCUUCCUGCAGGAGCAUCAUCACCGCUUCGACGCCGGCGACUUUCAACACGCCAACGCCGGAGUGCCGUACCCGGGUUUCCGGCCCACCUUGCGCUCGUCGUACGGCAAUCAUCAUCAUCAUCAUCAUCACCAUCAUCAUCAUCAGAACAACAGCGCGUAUAACAGAAGCGGCCACUAUCAUCCGGCCAGGCAGCGUAAGUGGAGCAGCACUGCGUUCCGAGGACUGCACCCGCCGAUGCCGUGGCCUACGUGGUUUUUCCGCCCAGAUCUUUCGCUUGGCACGCCACUACCGACGAGUCACGUUCCAAAUUCGAGUAACGUUUCUACUUCGUCGUCUGUACCAUCUCGUACACAUCUGGACGCUUCGAAAGGGCCGGAGCUUCCUUCCAAUAGCAACAAAGUCCAUGGACAGACGCCAACGAUAUGCACAUCCAUCCGUUGCACGAUAAACGGCUGCUCCUGUGAGUCCUUCACACCCGGUAAACGUCAUCUACGUUACUGCGAGAACUGUCAUCACGGCUGGGUGCCUCACGACGCAAACUGCAUAAUUAUGGAGAUAUUCGAGCGCACGGACGUACUUAUCGGUUGCUCGCAGAUUAUGGAGUAA